This is a messenger RNA of Passer domesticus (house sparrow), 5192 nucleotides long. It is a transcript of the gene CHRM5, whose product is annotated as cholinergic receptor muscarinic 5. Gene Ontology annotation, molecular function: G protein-coupled acetylcholine receptor activity; G protein-coupled serotonin receptor activity. The transcript has 2 exons. The record is from RefSeq and is a predicted model, not a curated record. NCBI's taxonomy places the organism in Eukaryota, Metazoa, Chordata, Aves, Passeriformes, Passeridae. The coding region runs from base 833 to 2413 and encodes 526 amino acids. Gene Ontology annotation, biological process: gastric acid secretion; G protein-coupled receptor signaling pathway, coupled to cyclic nucleotide second messenger; chemical synaptic transmission. Gene Ontology annotation, cellular component: dendrite; plasma membrane; synapse.
AUGAAAGUGUCAUCCUGUCAGUUCAGUGACUGGUUUGAAUAGCUCAUAUCUGCCACUCAUUGAUGCUAUGCGUGCUCACUGUCCUGAGAGAUGACAAAACACUACACCCUUUAGGAUCUUUUUCCCCUCUCUCUAAAGCAGCAUUUCACAUCUGUGUCUGACAGAAGCAUGAGAAGCUGAGAGAGGCAGACCUUCAUCAUCCUUCACAGAAUAAUGUUGCAUGGAUUAAAAGUUAAGAUCUGAUGUCUACUGAUCCUGCAUAUUUCCUACAAAAAUCUAAAAUGUGGAGGCUACCAAAAUGUGAAGGGAAAUAACUUUUCAGUGUUGGAAUAGCACCAGAAAACAGAUGGAAUUCACUGGAGAGAAAAUAUUUAAAUUAUUUUUUUAGAUGGGUGCUGAAUACUUGAGUUGACUGGGGUCGGUGCAUUUGCCUUUUUUUUUAAUAUGUUUUUUGGUUGGGAGGGAAAGAUGCAAAGUUCACAGGUCCUUUCUGUUACCUGAUCAGGGCAGAAUUAACAAAAAAAUCCUGAAUGUAGAAGAACUCAGAUACUGAAGAUACCUGGAAAUAAACUGAAAACAACCAAUAUGACAAGAGCAAAGCAGCAGUGAACAAGAAGACGCUGUGAAAAAGAAAUCACAAGACGAGAGUGCACAAUGCAUUUCAAAUAGAAAAAAGCUUCCUAUCUGCUGAGUGAGUCUCAGUAUAUUCUGACAGAGCACAGACAAAGCUUCAAUCAAGUAUCUCCUAGCUAUCUCCACAAGGAUGCUUCUGAUUACAGAAAGCAGUAUGCAGCAGUGCUAAGGUCCUGAUGACAAUACACCAAGGACAAGAAUGGAAGUCAAUUUAUUCAGCAAUUCUACUGUUGUAAACAGUUCAUCCAUCAACCAUAAGCAGUUAGAAGGGCAUAGCCUCUGGGAAGUCAUUACUAUUGCCACUGUAACUGCAAUUGUAAGUUUAAUAACCAUAGUGGGAAAUAUUCUUGUAAUGAUAUCCUUUAAGGUUAACAGUCAGCUCAAAACUGUCAACAAUUAUUACUUGCUCAGCCUUGCCUGUGCAGAUCUCAUCAUUGGGAUAUUUUCCAUGAACCUUUAUACCUCCUAUAUACUCAUAGGCCAUUGGACUCUUGGAAGCCUCGCCUGUGACCUGUGGCUAGCACUGGACUAUGUAGCUAGCAAUGCCUCAGUAAUGAACCUCCUAGUCAUCAGUUUUGACAGAUAUUUUUCCAUCACAAGGCCUUUAACUUACAGGGCCAAACGCACACCCAAAAGAGCUGGCAUCAUGAUUGGUAUGGCUUGGCUCAUUUCCUUCAUGUUGUGGGCACCUGUAAUCUUGUGCUGGCAGUAUUUUGUGGGUGAACGAACAGUGCCACCUGAUGAGUGCCAGAUACAGUUUCUGUAUGAACCCAUUAUUACCUUUGGUACUGCAAUUGCUGCUUUUUACAUUCCAGUGUCUGUGAUGACCAUUCUGUACUGCCGUAUUUAUAAAGAGACCGAGAAACGCACCAAGGACCUCGCUGAGCUGCAGGGCUCAGAGUCUGUGGCAGAGUAUGAGACAAUAAAGCCUCAGAAAACUCUCCUGAAGUCUUGCUUCAGUUGCAAGCAACAAAACUUAGUCAAAAGAGAGAGGUGUCAGGCUUCUUGGUCUUCAUCUAGCCGAAGUACGUCAGCUACAGCGAAGGCCUCCCAGGCAGCGAGUGCUUGUAUGGACUGGGCCAAGGCUGACCAGUUGACCACCUGCAGCAGCUACGCGUCGUCAGAAGACGAGGAUAAACUUGCCACUGACUCAGUUUUCCAAGUAACUUACAAAAGUCCAUCUAAAAGUAAGGCAGAAGAGUAUAAUGAGACUACAGAUGUUGUUGUCAAAGACCAACCUGAAGAAAGGGAUUUUGAGAACCAGAAAUACUUUUUGUCACCUACCAAAGAACACGCACAAAAAAGUAAAAAAUGUGUGGCCUAUAAAUUCCGUUUGGUGGUUAAGGCUGAUGGCACUCAGGAAGCCAACAAUGGUUGCCGAAAAGUAAAAAUAACUCCUGCUGCUCUGUCAAAGGACCCUUCCAUCAAAAGCAUGGAUCCAAAUAUAAAUAACCAAAUCACCAAAAGGAAACGGAUGGUUCUUAUAAAGGAACGCAAAGCAGCACAGACUUUAAGUGCCAUUCUUUUGGCUUUUAUCAUCACAUGGACUCCCUACAAUAUCAUGGUUUUGAUCUCCACAUUUUGCUCUGACUGCAUCCCCCUAACACUGUGGCACCUUGGAUAUUGGUUAUGCUAUGUGAACAGCACUGUUAACCCCAUUUGUUAUGCCCUCUGUAAUAAAACUUUCAGGAAGACUUUUAAGAUGCUGCUUUUCUGCCAGUGGAAAAAGAAAAAAGUGGAAGAGAAACUAUACUGGCAGGGCAAUACCAGACUGCCAUAAUCAUUCUUAUAUAAGAAAUAAGGAGAAAUAUAGAUAUUGAUGUAACCUAACAAAUUCUGUAUUUUCAAAGCCAUUGCUGUUGUGUCUAGUGGUUAAAAACUCUGCUGAAAAGUUAAACUUUGCAUGAAGGUAGUGUGCUUGGGAUAAAAAUGUCAGCAGCUGCUAUGAGCAACAAAGGUUGUUUUUGACUAUGCAGUAGAAUUGCAUUACAAUUAUUGUGUUUGGUGUCCUUUCUUUCAGUCCGAGAAUAGGUGGACUAAACUAUAAACUACUAGAAAUUAGACGGGGAUGAUCAUCCAGUCAUCAGGUUAGGUCAUUCAGGCUGUCUCCCUGUAGAGCAGAACUGUUUCUUUCUAUAGUUCUUUGCUAGUGUAUUGUUUAUGUAGUUUUCAGUGUUCCAAGCAAUGCAGCCUGUGCUACCUCUGUUUUGAGGCUUUACCAUCAGCUGUUGAGAUGAAACAAGGACUAUCUAAAGGGUAAACGCUGUCAUCCCCAAUUCUUAGUGGUUAGGGAGAUUCAUAAUACUCCAAGUGAACACACAUAUUAUAGGACAAUAUAUAACUGAGAAAAUGUCCACUUUAAGGAUGACUCUUGUGGAGACUUAGGAAGGGCUUAUAGUAGAAAGGCUUAUAGUGAAGAAAUAGAUAAUGCAUUUUGUACAUGAAGGAGCCAGUCCCAAUAUAAUUUCCAUCCUGCAAGUCGCUGUCAUUUGUAAAAAUGGUGAUACCUCCAAAUUUCUCCAGUUCCCAGUACCUCUGAAGGAAAUUAUAAAAUAUUAUUCACAGUGACAAUGGUACAAAUCAGAACUGACUGUACAGCAUAAUGGACACAGUCUGUCUACAACAGAAGGAAAGUCUUUUUUGCAACCUCCUUUGUUGUGCUACACCUUGCUUUGAAAGUUUCCAUAACAUUUACCUAUAUAUAAACAGUGAGAGAACGGGCAUCCUGUAAAGAGGAAAGAUUUUUUAAGCAACUUUUUAAUGUUUCUGUAACACUAUUAGAAACACUUCGAAUUCUUUGUUGUUAGAUAGCUUUACAAGUACUAGUCAGGCGCUAUCUUCAGGCAGUCUCUUUGGUCCAGCAAAACCACAUCUGCUACAGAUGUGGCUGAAGGCAACACCCCUGGUGGCUGUGGCUGCUGGGACUGGGUUGUACUGACCUAGUUACGAGCUGAGACUGAACACUGGCUGAGAUUUGAGAGGGCUUUUGGUGCCAGAGCUGAGCUGCCUGUGCCUUCCUGAUGUCUGUGCUAGAUUGGCCGGAGCCCUGCAGCACUGACCAAGUGAGUGGGUAAGCAAGGGGCUGCCUUCAGCAGAAGGCCUUUGGAACAGAGCUGGUGACCUCCUUGUGGUGGGAACAAACAAGAAGCUUCAGAAAAGGUCCUGCAAAAACAAAGUUAACAGCAACAGGAGUCAUGAGGUGUGGAAGUACUAAAGAAAAAUGUUUAUGAGGGAAUGAGAAAGAUCUUCAUGUACAAAAAGGUCAAAUUCAGUUCUAGCCUUUCUUGCAAAAUUCUGAAUGAGAAACUUUGGAAUAUUAGUUUGAGACAAUCUUCAUAUUAUAUCUACUGUACACUUUAGCAGGACAUUGCAGUGGUGACUUUACCCAGGUGCACAUUUCAGGGAUUGUAGAAGUCAUCGUGAAUGUACCACUGCUCUCAGUGAAAUUGUUUAUGUAACCUAUUAAAUUAUCAUAGCAUUAGAAUGUUCUCCUACAGAUAGAUAAAUCCUCCGUGUCAACAAUGACAGUACAAAUGAUUAAUAUUUUUUUAGCCCCAGUGUCCACAGGGGAAAAUUUUGUCAGUGAAAGAUUAGCAGUGUACUAAUGCAAAAUAUGUUCUCUAAGCCCCAUGGUUAAUUUGUAGCACACCAUACUGGGCCUAUUAUGUUUUGUGCAUUAGCAUAUGGUUACUUAUGAAAGGAAAGCAGAGGUCUUUAUAAAAACUCUUUCAUCAGCUUUGUUCUGUCACUAUCCAGAGCUUUUCCUGUGUACAGUAACUAUGUACAAAUUGGUUAUUAGAGUGGGUUUAUUUUAUAUUACAUCAGACCAGUCAUUCAGUAAACUAUGUUUGAUUUUUAGCAAAUGAAUGUGUCUCUCUGGGGGCACAAGCUGUAGUUAAAGGCAAAAUUUAUGAGGUAGUAACAGUUCCUGCUAGCUGCACUGUUAUUGCUGAAAUGAAGCAUUGUCUCUUGCUGGAAUUAAAUGGAGUAUUUUAAUUUUUUUUUGUUUUUGAAGUCUGUUGAUCAAGAAUGAUCUGUAAAUGUUUAUGGACUCUGCUCAGUAAAUGUAUUAGAAUAUACAGUGAUGGAUGCAACAGUGUUGGUUCAAUGUAAUUGUGAAAUAUGUGCACAAAUUAUGCUGCUAGCACCUAACCAUGUGAGGGAUUACAUGGCCACACAUGAGUACAUUGUAAAUAUCAAGAAUUGUCUAAAGAGGUGUAUGUUACUUUAUUGUUAUGUAGGAUGCUUAUUCUUAAAAAACAUCAAAACCUCAAAAAGACAAAUGUGGUCCUCAUCAGAGUAUCAGUUAGUACUUGAUUGCACUUUGUAUCUUUUAAAAAAUGUUGUGGAAUUUCUGCAGUGUAGGAAAAUCUUGUUAUCUUGUUAUCUGUCCUUUUAAUGACAUUUUUACUGAUCCUGUGUAUGUGAUUGUUGUCAUGGACUAAUGAAAUGCUUUUUGUAAAACUACAUUUUGGUUUUACAUAAUUUCAUACACAUACAUAUAUAUAGAUAUGUAUGUAUUGUCAAUAUAGAUGCUUAAAUACACAUCCCUAACUAAG